Suillus clintonianus is the source of this 2644-nucleotide messenger RNA. RefSeq lists its product as uncharacterized. Bases 209 to 2644 code for a protein of 811 amino acids. The record is from RefSeq and is a predicted model, not a curated record. NCBI's taxonomy places the organism in Eukaryota, Fungi, Basidiomycota, Agaricomycetes, Boletales, Suillaceae. The transcript is spliced from 7 exons.
GGGAACGCGUCGUCGGAGUCGAACUGCGAAUUGUCAAUUGCCAGUGGACCCACAACCGCCACAUAUUGUCCACAACAUUUACGACACAUCAAUCGACCAGGUAUAAGGGGAAGCAGGAAUCCGUCGUUCUUUCUUAUCCUCUAAAUCUUCCCCACUUCACUAGUUCUCCUCACAACGCCGAGUCGGCGCAACAACAACACCUAGUGUCAUGUCACCUCCCGGCGACAAUGGCACAUCGUCUACUCCACCACGCGCAAACGCAGUACCUAAUCUUGAUGGCAAAAUAAAAUCCACGCCAAACAACCGCGGGACCGCUACCGUCAGUGAGCACAUCAGCCUGCUCGGCGUCAACGUCCCGCAAGUCAGUCCAUGGGUUCAGCGCGACAUCGAGGAGGCCAAGACGUGUAAGGUAGAUGCCAUGCUUCAAGUCCUCCUGGAACGCGCUUCUUGCAAUAAGGAGAAAGAGCAGCCUGAUCUCCUGCAAAAGUGCCUCGAGGCAGUUCUACCAGUUUGCAACGGAGACGUGGCAGCGGCGGACCCUAAAAAGGGCAAUGAUUUUCACUCUAAAGGCAUCAAGGAUGAAUUGAAUGAUUAUUUACGUCCAGGACACGAAGAAAAAUAUUACGCCCCUUUCAUAAAAGUCACCAACAUUGCGCUUGCUUGUCUUGAAGAGAUCAAGGUUGACGGGAUGAGACCUGUUGUCUCCGCCGUGGACAUGAUCUGUCAGCAAAAUGAUAUGCCUAUGUUCCAGUCCCACCAGAAGGAGGAAUCUCUUCGGAAGCCCGACGUCGUCUUUCUUCCUUCACACAGCUCACUCGCAGCAUUCCCGCAAUACGAUGGCCUCAUAGGAGGUGAACAUGGGGUCACGAAUGCGACCGCAAAACCGGAAAAGAAUCUCCGAUGGGAAGAUGUGCUAGCUUGUAUCGAGUUCAAGCGAAAACCAAACAAGCUUAACCCGCGCCCCUCUUCGUAUAAAGUCGGAGACCAUCUUCCUACCAAACCGGAAUAUCUGCGGGUGGAUGAUCCUGAGCCUGACAACCCCCCAACGCCUGCACCCGCGGCAGCCCCGAAGAAGACCCGAAGAAAACAACCUGCAUCCGACCCUCCACCGCGCCGGUCGCCCCGUAUUGCCGCGUUCGGCAAUGCCGCAGCACCUGGGCCUGCGUCCGCAUCUGCAUCUAAGCCCCAGUCCAGCUCCAAGCGCAAGGGCGGGGAACAAUUGGGAUCCGCGGCCAAGCGUUUCAAGCCCGGCAACAAGUUUGAUUACACGCCCGACUACAAGAAGCCACAUGUAACCGUCCAGACGGGUCUCUACGCCGCCGAAAUGUUUGCGGCCAAUCUGGGAGUCAAUCAUUUGCUCAAUUUCAUCGUCAUCGACGAUGUAAUCUGGAUCUGGUAUUAUGAUCGGCAAGGGGUCAUUCAAUGCUCCGGCAUUAACUUUAUUCAAGAUCUCCCACGAUUCAUGGUCUUGUUGUAUGCUUUACAACGAUUCGAGCUUGACGACUGGGGCCGAAACACGCGCUUUCUUCCACAUACAAAGACAUGCCAGAAAAUCACAAUUCAGGAUGCAGACCUGGGACCUGUGGAUCUCCUGCUUCACACCAGCCACGAAGAAAGAGUUACCCAUUACGGACUGCAAGGACGUGCCACCAAUGUGGUUCCUGUCACCAGCACAGCGCUCACCAAGAAACACGGACUCACCGAGAUGGUGGCCAAGAUCUAUUGGGGAGAAGAGAAUCGCACCAGCGAGCCGGAAAUCUUGAAGAAGGUUAAGGAGAUCGCUGAGAAGGAAGAAUCCGUAAAAGGCCAUAUUCCUGAGCUGCUCUAUCACCACACAUUCAGGAAUCCCACGUCCGCCAUCCGGAAAGCGCUUGGCGUUCCAGAAUCCACCGCGGGCAGUCGCGUGCUCCACGUCCUCAUUUUCCGCAAGCUGAACCCCAUCACGAAGCUAGAGGGCAAAGAACUAUUUGAAGUGUGGCGGCAAUGUAUCCUAUGCCACAUUGCUUUGUGGAAGGCAGGGGUCUAUCAUCGAGAUGUCAGCCCUGGAAACAUGAUGUGGUACCGUGACACACUUGGGAAGCUUAUGGGUGUAUUAAACGACUACGAUCUAUCAUCGUUGGCGGAUGUGGUGGGCCCUCAGGGCAACGAGCGCACGGGCACGGUGCCGUUCAUGGCACUCGAGCUUCUCUCCCCACAGGGUCAACGAGGCGAAGUAAAACACUUGUAUCGCCAUGAUCUGGAGUCGUUCAUGUGGGUUUUCGCCUGGGUUUUCUUGCGUUAUAGGGGAGGAGUCCUCCUAGAAUCGGAAUCACGCCCCUUGGAUAUAUGGGCAACUUCAGGCGCCGGCACAUGUGGUGAGAAGAAGUUAUCCUUUCUGAAUAAUGUCCACGAUUACGAACCCUCGGACAACAUCGACCCUAAUGACGUACGUUCGGAUAUGUGGGAUCUCAUCAUGGAGUGUUUUUUGGUGCUCGACAAAGCCGCCUUAGAUCGCCGUGUUCGCCUUGUUCAACAGGGAUCGAGGGCAAAAAGAGGCCAACAGACAAACGUCGACGUCGAGGAAUCACACUCGGAUAUGGAUGAUCUUUUAUUCAAGUUUACCACUUCCAAGAGUUGGAUGAAGCUCAGCGAGCGUUCACAGUAA